Trichoderma breve is the source of this 4905-nucleotide messenger RNA. Its product is annotated as telomeric single stranded DNA binding POT1/CDC13 domain-containing protein. Gene Ontology annotation, biological process: telomere maintenance. Gene Ontology annotation, cellular component: chromosome, telomeric region. Lineage: Eukaryota; Fungi; Ascomycota; Sordariomycetes; Hypocreales; Hypocreaceae. Gene Ontology annotation, molecular function: DNA binding. Bases 1 to 4905 code for a protein of 1634 amino acids. The transcript has a single exon. The record is from RefSeq and is a predicted model, not a curated record.
AUGGCAAAGGACAAUAUCCAACCGGAUGUGCUGCGCAGCGCCGAGGCCACGCCCAUCGCAAAGCUCAGCCCUGCCAUCGCCGACGCAGCUGCGCUCGUUGUCGAAGGCGUCGUUACCGUGACCUGGCCCUACAGCAUCGUGAACAAGUCCAUCGCCUUCAUCCUCGCCGAGCGCGACCCCCUGCACCGACGCGACAAGGGCCAGCUGCGAGUCGAGUUCCAUGGCGCUGCGGGCAAGGCGCUUGCGGCGUCGAGCCUAGGAGGCGGCGACGAGGUGCGCCUGAGCUUGCACGGCGUUGCGUGGGAGGAGAACCAGGCGUGGGCGAAACAUCCGGGUAUUUUGGAGUGGCAGCUGAAGUUUUCCAACCGCUUGCUGCUGAAGAUUCGGAGGGCAGAAACACAGGCGGUGGACACCAUUGAUGUUGAUGCCGCGGAUGAAGAGGAAGAGCAGGAAUCGCUGCCGCAGCCUCGGGAGCCGAGCCCGACCCCGUCGAUUGACAUCGAGCACACUCAGUUUUCGAAACCGUUGCCGCGAACGCCGCUCUCUACGAUACCCUCUAAACGAUAUGCGUACGAGUCACUUGGGCCCGGCGAGUAUACCUCUCCGGCAUUUAUCAAGCGUGCAAGGGUCUCAUAUGGCUCGCUCUUUGAAGGCGGCUUUGACAUAUUUAAUGAAGAGGAGCCUGUCAAAUCUGUCAAGAAGAAGAAAAGGAGGUCUCGGUUCAGUAUGAACCCGACAUCUUGGCGAUACGCCAGUCAAUCACCUUCACCCGAGGUGGAACAAGAGCAACCGGCCGAAGAAGAAGAGGAAGCCGAACCCAAGCUUGAUGAUGUCGAGGAGCCUGCGGCGGAAGAACGAAUAAUUACACCACCUCCCCAACCGCAGCCCGUUAUGGUCGAUCAGGGAUGCCAGACUAGAGAGAUGAGCUCCAGCCCAACCAAUGGCGUGCAAGUUAUUGCCGAAUCUAAAUCGACGGGAAUUCUACUACAACCCACGCCAACUCAUCCCUGGAAGCAUGUGGGAGUGGACCAUGUGCUUCAAGAACCAUCACCUCUCUCAUUCGACUACGCAGCGGCCCAAGAUGUACCACCUUCAAUACACGAUUCGGAGCCUUUUAGCCAGCCUGAAAUGCAUUUGCCUCACGCUGGCUUUGAUAUGUCCAUGGACAUUGACCCGAGUCUUCAACCACAUCAAGCAGAUACUCAUAAUCACGAUCCUCACGCCUCAUACAUUACAACGGCGACUGAAAUACAGCCGCCUCGCUCACAAGAACAUGGGCUUCACGAUGCCCAUCUACACGACUUAGCUUGGGUUGCCGAGACGUUGGCGCCAGCUUAUCCUACAGUGCCAGCACACAACGCACAUGAUUUCCCACAAGGAAGUUUUGAUCGAUCAUCCUUUACCUUGAGAGCUAGUCCUUCCGACGAAACGCACACACUGGUGUCCGCCGGGCAUCAUAUUACGGAAAUGCAUACCUACGUUCAAAUCGAUGAAGCACGGAGAGUACCAUCGUCAUCUUACCCAUCACAAGAUGGAACGAAGCCCAGCAACAGUUAUCCUGAGCGUUACGAGGAAGAUACCGAGACUGCCACUGUAACCGCUACACUAGGCAGAGAAGGUAGAUCGAGCCCUCCCCAAGAGGAAUAUAGUACAGAUGAAUCUGAAGAAGAAGAGGAAGAGCAAGAGAGCAGAUCACAUCGCUACUAUGACUGGAACACUGGUCGGUUCCGAGAGGGAUAUCCUGAAGAAGAACCUGACAACCAAUAUGCCGAAUACGAAAACGAUGAAGAAGAAGAGGAGGAGGGAGAGGAAGAGGAAGAGGAAGAAGACGACGGGGAGGAAGGUGACGAAGAAGUCGAGGAUGACGCGACCGAAUCUGAAGCCGAGUCAGAAUCUGAAGAAGAAUCAGAGUCUGAAUCAGAAUCUCGAGUCUUUAAUCAUUUUGCGCAACCCGCGCCACCGGUUCCGAGACCAUUCAUGCCAAUCCCAAAACCAGCCCCGGCUGCUCCAAAAGAGCCCAUUUUUAUCAGCCUUUUGUCCGACUCAGAAGAUGAUGGCGACACUGCACCUGCCACUACACAAGCUAAAAAGGAACCGAGCGAGGAACCUCCACUUCACCAGCAAGAUGAAGUUCAGGAACCCCCAAGUGAACAGGAGGACGAUAUUGGUGAUGAACUCGUGGAUGAGGAUGUCGACGAAUCUAUGGACGAGCACUUGGACGAAGCCGAAGAUAAAUCUGAUGUCGAAGAAGCAGCUGAGAUCAGAACCGUAGCAAGCCGAUCAUCUCGCAGAUCCAGCCGAAUAAGCCAAUUAGAUGGCUGUGAUGAAGACGAUCUGCACCAAAAUGAGGAGUCUGGCAGAGAUAUCAGCCACGUCGAAAUGGAUCACCCAAAUCUAAUCAUAUCUCCAAAACCCCACAUACGACAGCAGCAUGUUGACAUAGCUGAGUCUUUGGCUCAGGUCCAAGACGAGUCGCCAGUGGUCAGCUCUCCGCUCCAGCGCAGGACUUCAGAGCAACACGAACUCGCCGCCGUCGACGAGGCUGAUGACGAAGAGAUCUCUACCGUGGAGACGCGCGGUGUCUCUGAAUCAACAGCGCCGGAGCCUAAUAAUGUUGAGGCACCAGCUGUUUUGGAACAGGAUGAGGAGAAACUGGAGGCUAAGCAACACCAAGUGCAUGUACAAGAUGAAGUACAAGCACCAGCACAAGAGCCAGAGCCGGCGCAGCAUACCGAGUCUCCUGCUGUUGAAUCUACGGGUCAAGUCACUGAGCCCUCUUUACACAAACAAGAUGAGGAGAUGGAAAUGACGGAUAUAGUAGAGGCUCCAACACUACAGCCCGCUGCCAACAACGAUUUGCUUAUGGAGGAUCUGCAGUCCACAGCUCUAGAGACCCAACCAUCCAACGCGGAGGCCGGAGCAGAAGUCGAUAUCAUUGAACAAGACGUGGAGAUGCAAGAUGAGGUGCUAAUUCAACCAAGAGAAGAGACCGAGGUUGUUGCGAACGAGGACGACAACCAGGUCGACCACAUCACCACAGACACCGUCUCAAAAGCCACUGGAGAGCCUGAAGUGGCUGCACCAUCAUCACCUCCGGCCACCCAGACAGAGCCACCUCAUCUGGUGUCUAUGGCAGUUCAAAUCCUAGAAGAGCCAGAAAUCACAGAAAAGCAGCUGCCAACUCCACUGGAGACUCAACAAGACGACUACGAGAACAACGUUGACGCGGCUGAUGUGGCUCCUGUUGAGACCCCGCCUAGUGAGGAGGUGAUCACUGAAGAUGUCAAGGAACAUGCUGAGGAAGAUGUCGAAGAUGAAUUUAAAGAUGCAGAUGAAGAUAUGGACGAAGAAUAUGAGGAUGCGAAGGAGGAGGGGGGCGAUAAUGACGACGAUUUUGCAAUUGAGCAGCAACUUAUGUCUGAAAUCCAGCAUUAUUCUAACCCCCUGAAGGCGCACGACGCGGAUAGAGUUGAGCAAACCUUCUCGCAGCCCCCUGACACCCUUGAGGAUAUUGAGGAAAUUGAGGAGGACCAACAUACUCAACAAACCCAACAACACAGCCAGCAGAGCCAACAUGGCCAUCACGGGGAGCACUGCGAUCACAGCCAUCAUGACCACCAUCACGCCCACCACGCCCACCAUGGUGUCCACGACCGAAAUUCUCGCCGAGCAGAACCAGAGAUGUCGAUAGGGUUGCAAUCUCUUCGGAGCCACUGUCGUGCUAAGAGACUGUCCAGUGAUAGCGCCGAUAGUUUGUUGACUGAUCCCAGCGUCUUGCUCGCCAGGGGGUCUCCUACCAUGGCGCAUCGGCAAUGUCUGGUUGGCGAUAGCGACUACCUCCCCCAGCGAUCACCACGGUCACCUCGGAACAAGGCCGAGCAUUCGGAUCAUAGUAUUGUGCUUGCCAAGUCAUCGCCUCGCGAGUCUGUAUCGCCAAAGAAUGUAUCGCCAAAGAAUGUUGGGGCAUCGUCCCCGUUACGAGCAAGACGUGGCGUCAAGGGAUCGAUUGAUGCCAGCAUCUUACUAGCACAGUCCUUUUCGCCCACGUCGGAACGCAGUCCAGCUAGUCCAACGGCAUCGUUUCGUGCUGGUCGGCGAAAAUCUGAUAAGUCGGAUCUGAGUGUGCAAUUAGCGACCACCAGCUUCAAGGGCUCUCAACAACAACAGGUGGCAGAAGAGGGGAAACAAGAGAUCGCCCUGGAUGCAGCUCAGGACGCGUCAGCAAAUCCUCAACGUGAAAGUACACCCGAGCAGCCCACGGUGACAGGCCACAACCUGAGGUCACCCCGGAAACCCACGGCUGUAUCCUCCAUCAGGGCGCCCUCCGUCGCCAGCUCCAUUGCUGAAGACGGGAACAUGGCGUCCCUGAAGACACAAUUGUUGAGAAACUUAAGAACAUCACUACUGGAGUGUCUGCCACUCAAAUCCCUGCGCUUCUCGUUGAACAAAAUGACCGACAUUUUAGCCGUGGCUACCCUCACUCCGCGCCAGCCACACCGACCGAAACACGGCCCCCGGGGCUACAUGCUGGAGCUGUGUCUGACCGACCCCUCAGUGGCGCCCACGGGCGUCAACAUCGCGCACAUCUUCCGGCCCCAUCAAGCCUCCCUCCCUACGGUCCAGGCCGGCGACGUUGUGCUCCUGCGUCGCGUUCAGGUGGUGUCGGUCCAGGGCAGGGGAUUCGGCAUCCGCGCCGGAGAUGCCUCGGCAUGGGCAGUCUUUGAAAAGGACGACGACGAGAUGCUGCCGCAGAUUAAAGGUCCCCCGGUGGAAGUCGCAGAUGAAGAGGUUGCCUACGUGCAGGGCCUUAAGAGGUGGUGGGGUCUUCAAGAUGACAAGGCAUUGGCUAAGAUCGAUAAGGCGAAUCAGAAGAUGUCACAGGCCGUCAAGGAUGAUUCUAAGUGA